UCGAUUGUGGGCGAGCAAGCUUGGGUUGUAUCCAAAGGCGUUUUCUUCCGGGAUGCUGCUGUUAUCACGUACAGUAGAUUAUCUGAAUCACAAGUAACCUUGAACUGCAUCCACAUGAAAGUCGUGAGAACUGUCAAUCCAUCUGACCAGUUUCAACUCUGGGCCAACCAGAUGUCAAUGAUGCUGAGCACACUCUCCCAUUCUCACGCGUGUCAUGGCAGAGAGAAUAUGGACACAUCAGCCGGCGAGCAUAGGAGCAUUAUUCGAUUCCUCCAAGGCCCCCAAGGCCCCCAUGGCCCCCUCCCUAUUGUUUCGAGCUAGGUCAUAAGUCGCACCCACACUCCGCGUCCUGUCUAUCUGUCUCCAACUUAUGUUUGCAUAGGACGACUGACUCCUUUCCGUUCUUCUCGAUUCAAACCCCUUGACCACAACAACAUCAGCCCCCUCUGGUCAGGCCGAAGCUGAGGUGUUGUGCACUUUGCCGCAUAGAAAAACACCGUAUGUGAUUUGAUUCUCACCGGACACGAUCCAAGAUCACAAUACCAGCGAGAUUCCUCUCGCUUGAUUCGCAUGAUGUUCUUUAUUUGUACCCUCGAAGAACUGCAAUGCUAAUUCAACAUGCCAACUAUUGUGUUUUAUAUCCUCCACCUCCAGAGCCCAUUCAAACAUGGAAGCGAAACAAUUCCCCAAGCAAGCCGAAAGCUGACAUUGUUGCCAUGACCAGGCUUAGGGCACACUCUUAGCCUACUUGCAUCAUUAGCUUUGAUUCUAAUCACCAGACGAACAGCUUGAAAAUGGCGAGCAAGUCAAGAACCAAAAAGUUAAGAACCAAAAAGAAAACAUAUAUCUUGGGGAUGAGGCAUCAAAAUUUCUUUAGGGUCGUUCCCAUUUCUCAACUUCCACCUUAAUACAUGAAUUCGAAAGAUGAAACUACCAAUGCACAUGGAAAUGGACUUGCAGAACACAUAGAAGCUCACUUGGCGUGGCACGAAAAAGGCAUGCGGAGCUUUGGGGCGAAAUCAGCCGGCACCCCCAUUUUCUUGCUUUCAAGGCAAAUUAAAAGGCACCCAACUGUCAGAACUGCGAUAUUGCGAGGCGUGUUGGCACGAGAAAAAGGAAAGGGUGAACAAGCUCAUGACGACAACCAUGCAUUGCAACCUCGUGUUCCCACUGCUUUCAGUUCUUGUUGAAUUACAGCAUAAAAUAUCUGCAGGAUAUUGCAAGUGGGAUCUUAACGGAGACAAAUCCUCCAUGUUUCAAACCUGCAAUACUCUCUCUGCCUUUUCCUUUUCGACCGGAAACAGCAAGAACAAAUGCAGGAAACGUCGUCCAAAAGAUCUUCCAAACUGUCCAGUGAUCACUUUCCAUGAAUUCAAGAGGCUAGCAUUCGGUCGUCGAAAGCCCAUGUUCCUUCCAUCUGCACUCUCGAGCACCGUCAAGGGGCCUUCUCCCUUCCAACCAAACCUGCAAACCUCGUACAACCAGAGUCGAGCAACUCGUAUCAAUAGGAGGAAUGUAAUCUCCUCGAUAUGA
Molecule: messenger RNA, 1533 nt
Organism: Marchantia polymorpha subsp. ruderalis
Lineage: Eukaryota; Viridiplantae; Streptophyta; Marchantiopsida; Marchantiales; Marchantiaceae
Source: the annotation of a GenBank genome assembly